AAGUGAAUCUGUCAAAUGAACCAAGCGUAUUUGCUUUCUUCUACUUUAUGAUAUUAAUAGUGCUUUAAAUAAUAAUAGUGUAUAAAAUUAUAAGCAACAUCAUGGUGCGUGUAAUUACGGUGCAUAAUUUCUUGGGACAAAACAUCACUCAAAUUGAGGAAUCAACUGCAAGCUGCAUAGCAAAUGCAUCUGGACGUGAAAUGCUCCUCUUAGCACUUUCAACACAUUGUGUUGAGGUAUGGGAAUUGACUGUGUCUGAUAUUAAAUUACACACUGUGUUCCCAACAGUUGACAUGAUCAGUCAAAUGAUACAUUGUGCUAAGGGUGAUUAUGUGGUCACAUUAGAAUCAAAAUAUGCUAGAGAUACGACAAUUAAUAAUCAGAUUGGGAAAGCUGCUAAUAAUUUUGUUAGAAUUUAUGUCAAUUGGGCUAUAGUAAAAGAUCAAAGUCAACCUAUGCGUGCUAGAAUAGCAGGACGUGUAACGCCUAGCUUAAAUAGGCCACUCAAUAGUUUAGAGAUGAUAGAGCUACCAUUGAGUGUACAGCCCACAUUAAUUGCCUGUUGCCAAAGCACUGGAAAUCUUUUAGUAGCUUCUGGAAAUAGUGCUAUUAUUCAUGAGUUUAAAAUUGAAACACAGCAAGUAUCUAAAAUGAAAUUCAUAGACUUUGAGUCAAGACCAUGGUCUUUGGGAUUUUCAUUCUGUCCUACGCACAUGGAGAUUGUAGAAGAUUUCAUUUCAGUCAUGGAUAAAUCAAAUUUAUGCGUUUUUAGACUGACUAAUUCAAUGUAUGAAGAUAUUGACCAAUUGAGCUCUCUAACUUCUACAAAUUCUUCAUCUAUUGAUAAGACAUCUAUAUCUACUGAUUCAUCCCUUGUGGAAUAUAGCAGUAGCAUGGGAAAUCAAGAUGAUAACACAGUAUCACAAGUAACCAAUUCAAGACACAGAAAUUCUACUCAAGAUCUUCAUUUUGUUACAUCAGAAACCAAUGAUAUAAGAUCUAAAAAUAAAAAACGUAAGAACUCCAAAACAAGCAUAUGGUAUAAACUAGAAACAGGAGAUUUUAAUGCAAUUAAAUGUAACAAUAAUAAAGGUAUUAUAGAUUUGGAUCGCUUAAUACACAAUGAAAAAGAUGAAUUACAAAGAUUGAUCAGCCAGGAUGUUAUUGAUGGGAGUUCACAAACACUGACCAUCAAUUUUCCAUCAAUAAGUUUAGAAAGAGCAGGACCUGGGCAUACUUUAAGCCCUUUUGUAUUAAAUCCAUCAGAUGUAAGAGUCAUAAUUAAAACAAAUUCUCCUGAUUUAGGUUGGUCAGAGAAUUAUACAAUAAAAAACUUAUUGUCUCUUAAAAUUGUAGCACCUAACAAUAAUUCCAAACUUGAUGGAAACUCUGAACUAUUCAGCUGUUUAUUGCUGAAACCGUUGUACAUGAGAAAAGAAUGCAACAGUUCUUGUCUGAAAAAAUCAAUUCUCAGGUCAGAUAAGUACAGGUAUUUGCAGGGUGUAAGUUGUUUCUUAUGCACAUUGCAAGAAGGUUACCUUUAUCACUUUUCUGCCACCUGUUCCAAUCCAACGGAUGCAACUUGCAUGACAACUUAUCCAUUUACCGCCCCUGUUAAUCAUGUAGCUUUAGAGCACACAGCUCUACACGCACUAACCGAAGCAGGUCUAGAAUCGUAUACCUUACGUUUGUCUCAUCACGUCGCGAAAAUGUCUAGCAACCUGGAUAAUUUUAAAGUUACAUGUCCCAGUGUUGCCGAACCCAUUUGCUUAAUCGGCUUGCGACCAUUUUUGGGGAUACAACAACUACUGCACAGCAAAAGCUAUCUAAUUCUGUUAGCGAAAGCGGAUAAUUCAUGGACACUGUACUCCUUAAUCUUACCCAAACUGGAGAAUUUAUAUUACGACAUUUUGAAUGCAGCGAGAAGUCAUAAAUCGUCCAGUCCUAGCACCUAUAGACAUUUGCUUGGUGAAGCCCAUGCUUUGAUACGUUUAGCGAAAGACACUGUGUGUAAUUCUGUGGAAAACGAUGACAUUGACGACACGUCGAAUAAAAAUGGUUCGAAACUGAAAAAUCUGUACAAUCAGUCAUGUGCACUUCUCGCUGAUUAUUAUAUUCGAUCGGAGUACGAAUCGGAUUGGGAUCUUUGCAUACCGUAUUAUAAGAUGUCGGGACUAAAACCCGCGGAAGUAUUAUCCAGAAAGUCGUGUAAAGAUGCACCAGGUCUUGUUACUUUCCUAACAGAGAUACUUCUAACGCUGAAGAGUGGUUCGGAGGCCGAUGCCUUGUUCCAAGGAUUUAAUAUCGUAGAAAUGAUCUGCAAACUGAAGAAAAACGAUUUACUGAAACUAAUUUUCGGUAGUCCCGUUUUGCGUGAAUACACUACUGAAAAAUUGAUACAUCUUUUAUUAUUAUACGAAACUGAUGAACUAGUUAAGCUGGCAUUGGCAGUUUUAUACAUUCAAGCAGAGAAACAGGAACAAGCUGAAAAAAUACUUGAACCAGUCUCAGCACAAUGCAUCAAAAGAGUGAUCAUCGAACAUUGGGACUUAUUGUUCGAUAUGACUGCCAUGAGAAAGAGAAGCCCGAUGAUUCCAACGUUCUCCGAUUUCGCUGGCAUGUUGAUGUGUCAAAAGAAUACAACGUUCGCUGAAAUCCUGAUACAAAUAAUCGAAGACGAUGGAAUUUUGUCCCUGCACCAAAUAAUACAAGUAUUUUUGGAGUAUCUACCAUCGAGGGUAGGUCGGGACGGGCACAAUGCAGCGAUGGCGUUGCAACUUUUCCUCGAAAAGUAUCUGCACAACUACUUUAGUACAAAAUUAAUCGCAGACUCGUCUGUUAUAAAUAAAAAUCAAAUACGCACGGAUUUUGCUUUGGUCGAGGCAUUUAAGUUACUGGUACGCUCGUACCUGGGCAAACUGUCUCAGACCAAGGUGUACAAACUAGAGAAUAAAGAGAGCCUAGACGAAAACUAUACUAAUUUCAUAUUUUCGAAGUUUAGACCCGAUUACUUAGAUAGAAUGCCACCUUACGCGAAAGAUUAUCAAAAGAUGUUAAACACGAACAACUUGAAAGAUUUAGCGAACAUUGAUAAGACUGACUCGGAAAAAGCUAUACCCGCGGAAUUAUUCAAGCUACAGUUGUUGCUGUCUUGCGAUUUUGUACCGAAUGAAUGCUUGCACGAAGUGAGACAAUUCCUUGACACGCAAGAAGUCGAAGGCAGCUUAUCUUUAAAGACCCUGUGCAUUCAGGAUAGAGAGGAAGUAACUACCAUUUUGAUGGAAAAUUGUCCUCAAGCUGUUGUACAAUACGCAAAGGAUGUUUAUACUAAUGAAUCUGAAUGGAAGUAUUUAAUCGAAUUAACACAAAAGAAAAUUUCUGUGUCAAACAUGCGACAGGAGUUGCAUUGUUUGUACACGCAAAUUAUGAAAGAAAUUCUAAAUUAUCUACCGCAUACAUUGUCAUUAGAUGGUUUACAUCGUGUUGUUCCAAAAGACGACAUGAUUGCAUUCCAAAAAUGUACCGAAAUGUGCACUCAAAUUAUGCACGCGGAACACGUUAAAUCUUUAAUGAUGGAAACCGGACAACAACUUUUGUCAACGUUAAAAUUAUGAGCAACAGUCUUAACUAAAUAAUUGUAUCGUCUUACGACGAUAGUGUAGGUCCAAUUCAUUUUAUCCAUAAAAAUAUACAUAUAUAAAUAUAUCGCGAAUACAACAACGAGCCGUGUUGUAUGCAAAUCAUAGGAGAGAUAUAUUCAGAACAGAGUAUACUUAGUCAAAUUUGUUAUGAACAAUAAUUAAUAAUUCCUCAUGUGAUACGACAUUUGCGAACUCCUAUUAACUCGCAAUUUAUCGCUUACCAAAAGUUACUUGCUAUUUUAUAUAGUUGUUGCAUUGUCUAUUCUGUAUACAUUUAUGUCCGUUCGUUUUUCUAUUUCGCUAACAAUUUUUGAAAUAUUAGUCUCACUUCUAUAUUGUUUAGAUAUUUUGGUGGUAAAUUUGCAAACAAUUAUUGUCUACUGCACAAUUUCGCAACCAUCAUUACUAUCUAGUCAUUUACAUGAUAUUUUAAAAAAUGCACAUAACUUGUGUUCCAAUGUUUUUACAGUAAUUAUAGCUAUGCACAAAAUUUUUAUGGACGAAGUUUUAUCAAAAAUUAUGUCAAAAACGAAGACAAAUACUACAGAUAAAAUUAAUUCAUAUUAUAACCAAUUGUUGAGAUGUUCUAUAUAGAUAUAUUAUAUUGACUCUAGGCGUAUGUUAUCUUUCCCUUAGCCAAUAUCAAAAUAAAAUUAAUUAUAGAAAGUUCAUAUAGCUGUCAAACUAGUCAAACAUAUAAAUCUCAGAACAGUUAAUAGUGUUACACAUCUAUUCCAUAAAUUGCUUUACAUGAUGAAGUAAAAAAUUCUGUAACAAUAAUUAGAUAUAUUUAAAUGUUUUCAAUAUUGAAUUGAAAAUUGUUUAUAUUUUAACUACUAAGGGUGAGGUGACGUGCGUUUAGAAAAUCUAAUAAUGCUAAGAUGGUUAAUUUUUACUGAAUUCGUUAAUCGUAUGAUGUAGUAUUUUCAUCAAUCUCUGAACGUUACGAGAUAUGUAACUUUAAUGUGCCUUUAGGACUAACUUCUCUUUGUUACAUAUAUAAUAUAAUUCUGUUAGAAAUGAUCUAUGAUAUUUAUAAAUUAUGAUAGAAAUAAUAUAUCUGUAACUCAUAUCAUAAUACUUCUUUACUAUAUAAUUACACUUCGAUAAUGAUAUUAAUUUAAUUUAAAGGAAAAUGGAGAUUAAUUUGUAUAUCUUUAAGGUCCUAAGGUUAAUUAUUUUACUCAGGGAUUAAUUCAUUUUUAUUGAUUCCAUAACAAUUUUAUGUACAUAUAAUUUAUAAUCCAUUUUCGAUUUAUAUAAAAGGAAAUAAUAGAAGUUGUAUACCUGUUAGAAAUAUUGAAUCAAAACAACGUCUAAAAAUAUAAAGUAUCGUAAUCGGAUAUAUAAUAUUGUUAAAUUACCCACUCUUGUAGCAGUGAAAUAUCGAAAUCAUGAGUCUAAUCGAUGUUUAUAUACACAUUUCUGAACUAUUGAAAAAUAGUUUUUAAGCAUUUUAUUUGUUACCAUAAAAACUAAAAACGGUUUAUACUCUUUCAACAAGUAGCAUCAACAAGUUUGCAUAUCUUCAUACAAUCUCGAACUCCUUAUUCAACCUCGCUAGAUCUCUAAAAUAAAAAGAGGCACUCGUUACACAUUUAACAUUAACAUUAACAUUAACAUUAACAUUAACAUUAAAAAUUUUAUUGCAACUGUUUAAAUUGUACCUGCUUUCUAUGGCAUCGAUUAGAUGGUAUUUAUACAUCAAUGAAAGAACAAGUCUUAAUGUUGACCAAAUAGUAUUCGACAUCGCUUUCGGUGAAAAGUUUUCACCCUGCGUUCCACGACCAGCUGCUUGUUGAUUUAAAGCAGUUAAAAGAUGUUCACCAGCUUCUCUACAAGAUAACAAAGAAUGUUGUACUUAUUCAAGAAUAAAAUAUUCGAA
Nomia melanderi (Alkali bee) is the source of this 5526-nucleotide messenger RNA. RefSeq names its product BLOC-2 complex member HPS3. NCBI's taxonomy places the organism in Eukaryota, Metazoa, Arthropoda, Insecta, Hymenoptera, Halictidae. The record is from RefSeq and is a predicted model, not a curated record. Gene Ontology annotation, biological process: organelle organization. Gene Ontology annotation, cellular component: cytoplasm.